Messenger RNA from Gopherus evgoodei (Goodes thornscrub tortoise), 2006 nucleotides. Its product is annotated as zinc finger protein 664-like. Gene Ontology annotation, biological process: regulation of DNA-templated transcription. The record is from RefSeq and is a predicted model, not a curated record. Gene Ontology annotation, cellular component: nucleus. Bases 73 to 1542 code for a protein of 489 amino acids. NCBI's taxonomy places the organism in Eukaryota, Metazoa, Chordata, Testudines, Testudinidae. The transcript is spliced from 4 exons.
CAGCAGCAGCCGCGGGGCGGGAAGUCGCUGCCCGGGCGGAGGAAGCGGCCGGGGCCGGAGCCGAGCCCGGCGAUGGCUGCAGCGGGGCCGGCGCAGCAGCUCCAGGUGGCGUUUGAGGACGUUGCUCUGUAUUUCACCCGGGAGGAGUGGGAGCUCCUAUCCCAGCCAGAGCAGCAGCUGUACCGGGACCAGAUGCUGAGGAAUUACUGGACCCUUGUUUCCUUAGGCUAUUCAGGUUCCACACCGGACUUAAUCCAGCGGUUUGAGGCAGGGGAGGCAGAGCUCUGGAUCCAAGAUUAUGAGGACUCCAGGGAAACCUCAGGGCUUGAGAGCCCCUCCUCAGCAGGGCUCGGGAUCCUGGGGGGAAUGCGGACACAGAGUGAAUGUGGGGAAAGUGCGGCGGGGAAGCAGGAUUCCACGUCCCACAUAGGGAUUCAUGCACAGGACGCAGUCCAUCCCCAGGCUAAACUCAGCCAGAGACUAGACCUUGCUACACACCAGAGACUCCCCAUGGGCCAGCGUCCCCACUGCUGCAUCGACUGCGGCAAGAGCUUCAGGAGUCCCUCCGCGCUGACCCAGCACCAGUACACGCACGCUCGGGCGUGGCUGCACCGCUGCUCUGACUGUGGCAAGGCCUUUGCACGGAGUGCAUACCUGAGAAGACACCAGAGCGUGCACACCGGGGAGCGGCCACAUCGCUGUCCUGAGUGCGGCAAGGGCUUUGCAGAGAGUUCAGGCCUGAGAGUACACCUGCGCAUGCACACCGGGGAGCGGCCGUACCAGUGUGCUCACUGUGGUAAGGGAUUCUGCAGUUCGUCCUCACUGACCCAGCACCAGCUCACGCACACCGGGGAGCGGCCGCAUCACUGUGCUGACUGCGGCAAGGGCUUUGCAUGGCGCUCACACCUGAAAAGACACCAGCUCAUGCACACUGGGGAGCGGCCGCAUCACUGUUCUGACUGUGGCAAGAGCUUUACAGAGAGCUCAACGCUGAGAAUACAUCAGCGCACACACACUGGGGAGCGGCCGCACCACUGUGCCCACUGCAAUAAGGGUUUUGCAGAGAGCUCAAGCCUAAGGAAACACCAGUGCACGCACACUGGGGAGUGGCCACACCGUUGUGCCCACUGUGGUAAGGGAUUCCGCUGUGCCUCCACACUGACACUGCACCAGCGUGCACACACUGGGGAGCAGCCACACCGUUGUGCCCACUGUGGUAAGGGAUUCCGCUGUGCCUCCACACUGACACGGCACCAGCGCGCACACACUGGGGAGCAACCGUACUGCUGUGCUGACUGCGGGAAAGGCUUUGCAGGGCGCUCACGGCUGAGAAUUCACCAGCGCAUGCACACUGGGGAGCGGCCAUAUCGCUGUGCUUACUGUGGCAAGGGCUUUGUAGAGAGGUCAAACCUGAGAUCACACCAACGCACGCACACUGGGGAGCGACCGUAUCACUGUACUGACUGCGGCAAGGGCUUUGCACAGUCCUCAACCCUGAAAAAACACCAGCGCACGCACCGGGGAGCAGCCACAGCACUGUGAUGAUUCUGGUAAGAAUGUAAAAAAAAACAGUCCACCCACCAAGCACCAAUGCACGCACACUAGGGGAGGACAUUCCGAUGCGCUGGCUGCAACAAGAGCUUUGCACAGGCCUCCUCCUUGAUACCACAUUGGUUCAUUCACAGCUGAGAGCAGCAGUACAGCUGUGCUGACUGGGGCAAGCCCUUUGCUAGAUUGGCCAACCUCAUCCAGCAUCUGGUCACGCGCACGAAUGUCCCUCUGCCACCGCCAGGGCCUGAGGGGCUUCUGGGAGCUAGUGCAGACCAGGGAGCGGUCCUGUCCCAGUGAUGCCCAGCAGAGAGACACUGGGGGACAUGGAAGGGGACUUGGCUGACCAAGUGUGGGAAAGAUCAGACAGGUGGAGGGAAUUUAGAGCAGAUGGUCACAGCCUACUGCAUUAGGGAGCUUUCCCUCUCAUAUAGGUGUUUCCAACCAGGUCUCUCUGU